UUCCCCACCAGCCACACCUCCCCCGUCACCACCGGCUAUGUCCGCCCCAUCCCCCGCCGGCGUGACAUCACCGACCUUGACGCCAUCCCUGACCCCAAGCUGAACGCGGCGGCAGCUAAGCCUCCUCCAGCAGGCGGGACCUCUCCCAUCUCCCCGGAUAGCAGUCUCAACCGCCUCACCAAGGUCAACACGAACAAAAACCGCACGAGCGCCGACGCGCCCCACCAGAGGUCGCCACGGGUGUCUCGCAGCGUCAGCUGGAGUCCGGUCGUCGAGGUGUGGACGGACUAUAGCGACCACGAGGCGGACCCCGCCACCGUCGCUGCUACUACCGCCUCCCGUAGCCAGGAGACCGUCCCGCGCCUCCCCGUGACUGCGGGGGGAGGAGGAGGAGGAGACGGCGAGGAGGGUGGUUACGGGGUGUCGCUGGCGGAGGAGGAGGGGGCGUGGCGCGGCGUGGGGAAACCCAUCGACACGGUGAAUGACUGGCAGAUGAACAACCAAGCUGCUGCUGCCACCACGCGGCCGAGCUGGGAGACUGAAGCUUACGAUGACACAUGCUGCGCCCACGCAGAUCGCAGCAUCCCGGAAGGUGACACCACCGGUGAGGAACAGAUCGCUGAGCGACACAACGCGUUGGUGCUGCAGCGGUGGGCGCCAGGAGGCGCUGGUGUAGGAACAGGUGUCGCUAGAGGGCAGCGGACAGUGUUUAUAUGGGAUCUAGAUGAGACGAUCAUCAUCUUCCAUUCACUCAUCACAGGAUCGUUUGCACGCAAGUACGACAAGGACGUUGUCAAGGCAACGGAGCUUGGUAAACAGAUGGAAGAGUUGCUGUUUAGAGUUCUCGUCACCUACUUCUUCUAUUACGAUUUAUCGUCAACGACGUACCAGCACAUCAGCGACAUUCUGAACGCAGAGAGCAAGGAUGAUUCCCUUCUGAGCUACUCGGCUCCGUUCGCCUGGGGUUACAACACGAUGCACUCACGAUCGUCAUCGUCUCUGGCGUCGCCGCCAGGUGGCGAUGAUGAGCGCUGGUUGGCUGCACGCUACCGCAAGGUGGAGACACUGUACGUAGCACACCAACACGACACGGCAGCUUUGCUGGGUCCCAAUCUGAGGAAGAACUGGCGGCAGCUGCAGGAAAACAUAGAAUCAUUCUCUGAACGCUGGCUGGACGUGGCAAGAACCUGUUUAUCUGUUAUAGGAGCCAGGCUGAACUGUGAGAAUGUUAUCGUCACCUCCACUCGUCUGCUGCCGGCGCUCGCCAAGCUCCUUCUCUACGACUUUGGCGCUUUCUUCCCCAUAGAGAACGUCUACAGCGCAGCAGAGACCGGUAAGAAAGCGUGCUUUGAGCGCAUCUCGCUGCGGUUCGGCCGAGCCGCGAACUAUCUGGUGCUAGGCAACGGCAAGGAGGAGGAGGCUGCAGCCACGCAGCUCGGAAUCCCUCACUGGAAAAUAGCGUGUCGCUACAACCUGGAGAUGCUUUACAGAGCUCUGGACGCCAACGUCAUGUGACGCAGCACUGACGCGCUGACGUCACCACGUGACAUAUAGCGUCCAGCCACACGGACGCAUCAAUUGGGACGGACUUACACUGACUGUCAGAUUAGAUGACGUCACACACCAGCGUGCAUUACGCAGACGUCACGUAACCCCUGACACUAACUCUCUGCCGCGUGGCAUCACCAUGGCAACGACACAGCCUGCCCUCUAGCAGCACGCGUAGCAACUACACCGGCGGGUGUCUGUGAUGGAAGAUUUAGACACGCUGUGUAUUUACACACGCGAACAGUGGCUGUGUGUUAAUCUGCGUGUUUAUCUGUGUGCGUGUCUACCUAGCCAGACGCCGUCUGUAGAUCUACAUGCUGAGGUCUCCUCACACGCAACAAGGAGAGGAAGCGGAUUGGCUGUGUGCUUUUCGCUUCAAGGACGCCAUCUAUGGACCAUAAUCAGCUGAAA
Priapulus caudatus is the source of this 1959-nucleotide messenger RNA. RefSeq names its product eyes absent homolog 4-like. The coding region runs from base 493 to 1515 and encodes 340 amino acids. Gene Ontology annotation, molecular function: protein tyrosine phosphatase activity. The transcript has 8 exons. The record is from RefSeq and is a predicted model, not a curated record. Gene Ontology annotation, cellular component: nucleus. Gene Ontology annotation, biological process: positive regulation of DNA repair; cell differentiation; multicellular organism development. Lineage: Eukaryota; Metazoa; Priapulida; Priapulimorpha; Priapulimorphida; Priapulidae.